GCCAGCAGAUGGCAUGCUCGGCGAUGACUGGCUUCAGUUGUCAAAAUAUUCUGAGGCCGGCACAGUAUCACCUAUUUCGCAGAAUGGAAAGUAGUCCGGCGAGAACAGCUUUGAGUAUUGUGUCUGAAGCCAAUGAGAAAUUCUGCUUCGACCUGUACAAAGCUUUAUGCAAAACUACAGGCAGUUUCCUUUACUCACCAUAUGGUGUGGAGGUUGCAUUAUCUCUUGUUUAUCUGGGAGCUAAGGAAAGAACUGCUAAGGAAGUUGCUGAUACUCUGCAUCUACCACCAGACAAAAAAACAAUUUUGGAUGGUUUGAGUGAUCUCCUGCAAUCCAUCAAGUGCACCGAUGGAUCCAUGCUUCAUACUGCCAGCAAGAUGUAUAUCCAUAACAAGUUUACCAUUAUGGAGAGUUUUUUAGCAGAUGCAGUGAGACUUUUAGCAGAAGCUGAAUUGGUAGACUUUGAAAAUGAACCAGAUAAAGCUAGAACAAUUGCUAAUGAAUGGGUGCAAAAGAAAACUGACAAUAAAAUCAAGAAUUUCAUUGCUGAUGGUGCUCUGGAUCCCAUGACACGUUUAGUCUUGAUAAAUGCUGUUUAUUUCAAAGGAAAAUGGGAACAUCCUUUUUCUAAGCAUAGCACUUUCCCUAUGCCAUUCUAUAUGUCUUCAUCUCAAUCUAAGGAGGUGUCAAUGAUGCAACAAGAAAGAGAAUUUAUGUAUGCCAACUUGCCAGAACUAGAAGCACAAAUACUUGAACUUCCAUAUCAGCUUCUUCCAUAUUCCUUAUUCCCACAUUGGAUUUAUAUUCAAGAGGACAGUGAUUCAAGUGUCUUACUGGCAGUCCUGGUUCAAGUUUUCUUUGGUUUCCCUAAACUGAUUAAGGGUAAUCAAUUGAGUAUGUUGGUGAUUUUGCCUAAUCAAAUUGAUGGAAUUAAUGAGCUGGAAAAUAAAAUCAUGAAAGUCAAUCUUCAUCAAAUAUCAGACAAACUAUAUCCCAUGAAAGUAAAUGUUUUGUUGCCUAAAUUUAAUAUAGAAAAAGAAAUGCAGCUCGAUGAAAUACUGAAACAGCUGGGAAUGAAAGAGAUUUUUGAUGAGAAACUAGCAAAUUUAAGUGGAAUAAUAGGCAGUUCACUUUUAUGUGUCAGUCAGAUAUUCCAUAAGGCAUUUAUUGAAGUCAGUGAGGAAGGAACCGAGGCAGCAGCUGCAUCUGGUGUCAUGUGUCGUCAGAAGAGAUCUCUCCAGGAGGUCAUCUCAUUUACAGCGGACCAUCCAUAUCUCUUUUUUGUAUUACACAAAGACAGUAACACAGUAUUAUUUUGUGGGCGGUUUUCUUAAUUUAACAUUUUUCCUGUACCUCCAUUAUAGGAGUAAUAAAUGAUAAUAUACAUGAA
Schistocerca piceifrons (Central American locust) is the source of this 1390-nucleotide messenger RNA. Its product is annotated as ovalbumin-related protein X-like. Gene Ontology annotation, molecular function: serine-type endopeptidase inhibitor activity. The transcript is spliced from 9 exons. Lineage: Eukaryota; Metazoa; Arthropoda; Insecta; Orthoptera; Acrididae. The record is from RefSeq and is a predicted model, not a curated record. Bases 9 to 1334 code for a protein of 441 amino acids.